Molecule: messenger RNA, 1345 nt
Organism: Alosa alosa (allis shad)
Lineage: Eukaryota; Metazoa; Chordata; Actinopteri; Clupeiformes; Clupeidae
Biological process (GO): lipid metabolic process
Molecular function (GO): phosphoric diester hydrolase activity
Source: RefSeq, a predicted model, not a curated record
GUCAACAGCUGGCAGCAUGGAGGUAGCAGGUAUGUAGCCCAUAAAAACAGGUGUUGAAGCACCACUGGGGUGUGCCAAGACCUGACAGUAGUGUCCCUUUCACACCGGUUUCCACAGGCAGUGCUGUGGCAGCUCUCUGACCCCAGAUUAGGAUCCCUUUGACACAUCUCAGAAAUGAACAUACAACUGCUCUUGAUGGAGACUAUUUUGCUAUGGUUGCUAAGCGUCAGUAGUGGCGCACUCCAGCGCCCGGACUACGACGACACGUCCACCCCUGAGUUCCUGACCCCUUCCUGGAUGGCGGACAUCCCCAGCAGCCGUCCGCUCUCCGAGGUCACCAUGCCGGGCACGCACAACACCAUGGCACUGUACGGCGGCGGCCUGGCCGAGUGCCAGUCCUGGUCGCUAGCGCAGCAGCUGCACGCCGGCGUCCGCUUCCUGGACGUGCGCGUGCGCCACGUGGGCGGCAAUCUGACCAUCCACCACGGCAUCUCCUACCAGUACGCGCACUUCGGCGACGUCCUGCAGGGCGUGGACGCCUUCCUCAAGGAGCACCCCAGCGAGACGGUGCUCAUGCGUCUGCGCGAGGAGCUUAGCGAGACGGGGGACAUCUACGCCGCCGUGGUGCGCUACAUCCAGACCUACGCCCGCUGGGACCUGUUCUGGAACCUUUCUGGAACAAAGCUCAUCGCCCUGCAGAACUGCCCCCCAUGCAUGCUCUACUCUUCACUGUUUAUCGCAGAUGACUGGCAGGUGCCAUCUCUGGAUUACGUCCCACAGAAGUGGAAGAGCGUGUACACGCACCUGGAGAGGGCCCAGGUGGACGAGAAGUCGCGCAUGUACCUCACCUACUCUAGCGGAGCCAGCAUCCGAGCCUGGCCCUACGCGCUGGCCCGCCGGGUCAACCCGCUCCUCUACGAGUUCCUGACGGCCCGCGUUGGCACGCCGCGCCGCUUCGGCAUCAUCACCAUGGACUUCCCUGGUGCCCAGAUGUGCCGCACCAUCAUCAGCUUCAACUGGGCCUCCAGAACAGCGGCGUAGAGACUCAAUACACAAGUCUGUCUGUGCCAGUGUGCUAAUGUGCCAACCGUCCACAGGGGUAGGGCGGAGUGGGAUGGGAUGAGUUGGGUUGGGUUGUGUGUAUGUGUGUCGGGGGCGGUCACUGGGACCAUGCACCAUGGUCUGUCACACCUAAUCAGGCCUCGGCCUUCCACGGCCAAUCAGAAAUCACGGUCUGUCAGAUUCAAUCAGACGUCAGGAUCUGUCACGUUCCGUCAGACAUUACAAUAUGUCACGGCGAAUCAGAAAUCAUUCUCACAGAAAUAAAAAAAAAAAGCCCUCACAG